UUUAUUUUGGUUUGUUUACUAGAAAUGCCAUGUUGGAGAGUAAAGGGCUGAAGGCUCCAACAGCUGUUAAAACUGGCACGACCAUUGCAGGCCUUAUCUACAAGGAUGGCGUUAUUCUUGGAGCUGACACACGAGCAACAGAAGGCACAAUCGUAGCCGAUAAGAACUGUACCAAGAUCCACUUCAUCGCUCCAAAUAUUUAUUGUUGUGGUGCUGGUACUGCAGCGGAUACAGAGAUGACAACACAGAUGAUCUCAUCUAACCUUGAGCUCCACCGCCUAUCCACAGGACGAGAAGGACGUGUGGUCACAGCAAACCGUAUGCUCAAACAGUUCUUAUUCAGGUACCAGGGACAUAUAGGAGCAGCCCUUGUGCUAGGAGGUGUUGAUGUGUCAGGUCCUCACCUCUACAGUAUCUAUCCGCACGGCUCUACCAACAAGCUACCCUUCGUUACCAUGGGGUCAGGUUCCUUGGCUGCUAUGUCAGUGUUCGAGGAUCGAUUCAGACCUGAUAUGGAGGAAGAGGAAGCCAAACAGCUUGUCCGUGAUGGUAUAGCUGCAGGUAUCUUCAAUGACCUUGGUUCUGGUACAAACAUUGAUCUCUGUGUAAUCAAGAAGGGCAAGGUGGACUUCCUGCGACCUUACGAUGUGGCUAACAAGAAGGGUGUCAGACAAGGGAACUACACCUAUAAGAGAGGAACGACUGGGGUCUUGAAGAAGACUGUCACCCCUCUCAAGCUUGAUGUUACUGGAACCAGGGUUGAAUCUAUGGAUACAUCAUGAUUUCCUGCUUCUUCACGCUAUGGGUGUGUUCACACUGCAUAAACGUUCUAGAAAUUUAAUUCCCUGUUACAUAUUAUACAAAAAAUACACCUCAUUGAGGACAUGAGUGAGAACUACACAUGUGAGGUACUUUUGGAACAGUUCUUCUGCACCUGAGACAGUGCCAAGGGCAUUGGGCUGUUCCAAAGGUUGUAAGUGUGGGUAAAUAUUCCAAUGCCCAAGUAAAAGCCCAAGAAGAAUUAUGCGUAUAAAAAUCAUAUAAUAAACCAUCCUCAUUUCAGAACAUGACCAGUCAUUAUACUUUUCUCAUGACCAUUCAUCACAGGUCAUUUGUAUUAUUAUAAGUAAGACCAAAUAAAUGACUGGUCCUGUGUGAGCACGCAACCAAUCAUAUCUUCAGGAUCUACUUUUGUCUUGUAGAGUUCAAUUGCGAUUGUAUGAAAUAUACAAUUGUCCACCUUGCUUGAAGUGAACAAAUACUUUGCAAAAAUGCCGGUGUUAAUUAAACACCAGCCUGGUAUCUAUAUCGGUCCACACCAGAGAGGUGUUGAAACAACACCAAUUUGGCAUUUAAGCAACACCAAUAUGUUAAACCAAUAUCGGUUUGAUUCUUUUCUGGUGUUGUUUCAACGCUUCUCUGGUGUGGACCGAUAAAGAUACAAGUCUGAUGUUAAAUUAACACUGGCGUUUUUGCAGUGUAGAAAUGUUGAAAGUAGACUAGUUGAAGAUCAUGUCGCCUUGUAUGCUUAUGAAGGUGUGCUAUGAAAAAAGUAGAUGGGAGUUUAACCAAGGCUAUACAUAGAAAUUGUUCCUUCAGUGGAAGAUUAUGUAAAAUGUUUGAAAACAUUGCAUUAUUACAAAGAUGUCUUUGGUUGAAACUGAAGCAUUGCAUGGGCAAUUUUCAUGCAUUAUGUGAAAAUUUGUGAUAAAAAAAUUAAGUUUUGAAAAUUUCUGGGGUAGGCAGUGGCCAUAGAGUACCGAAGUGUGACGUCAGUUGCAAUGGUGUCAUGGCCGGCUGGUUCUAAACAGAGUUGCACCUGACAAUCGUCUGUACACAUUUUGGCUCGUCUGAAAAAUAGGUUGCAAGCGAUCAUUCCGAUAGCAGCCAUUUUCUCCUAUGAGAAACACACGCUUUCGUUCCGGGUUCAUUUGUUUAGAACCAGGCCGCCAUGAUACCAUGGCAACUGACGUCAUCGCCUUGGUACUCUGUGGUUAAACUCCCUCUUUGAUUCAAGCUCCUAUGAAUUUAGCCUUUAAGCCUCUCAUCAAACAUAUUUGUGAAUGCUUGUUAGAAAUAACUACAGGAAUCAAAUUUCUAGGUCAUUUGUCAGCAUGUCGUCACCUAAUCUGUAUAUUAUUAAUGUGUUGUAGUUUUUUUUCAUGAUCCAAGCCGUAACAAGCGGUAGAAAGAAACCAAAUCAGAUUAAAAAAAAGAUAAUAUGAAGACGAAAGUUCACAAUUACACAAUUUGUUGAUGUUUGUGUAUAAUAUCAGAGAAUAUUGAUACAGUUAAUUAAUGCCAGUAUAUAUGAUACUGAUUAAAAAUGGAAUUUCUCUCUGUAGAUUUUUUAUAUCACUUAUUGUCUAGUCCCAACUACACAAAGAAGGAGAAAUUGUUUGUUAUUUCCAUGUUACUAAGCAUUCCUUCUUGGUCAAUAUGAUGUAAAGGAAAAGGUUUCUUCAAUAAGAUAUUAGAUUAUCUGUAAUAUUGAGUCUGGCUUCUUUAUUGUUUGUACAUUUACAUGUAUUUCUAAUGCUACGUGACAUGGAUAAAUUUUGAAACACAUAUUUGGUCUAUCAAGUCAUGUUCUAAGAUACUGUAAAACAGAAAGUUGAACAUUUGUGAAACUGUUUAAAUGGAAUCAUUGUUUUCAUUUUCAGAUCUUUCAGUGACAUUUUAAUUUACUCAUUUGGCUGUCUUUGAUAAUAAUAAUGAUGGUACAUUUAAACAGCGCUUCAUACAUUGGUUUCUAAGCGCUUUAUAGUGUAAGUAUUAUUACCCUGGUCAUAGGAUCCAUCACUGUUCCACACAUAAAGUGCAUCAUCUCCACUCCCUGGGGAGUAUCCUGGCCAGGCAACCGUUUAUCGGUGCACACAUGUCAAUCUAAUCACAUUGACGUUCAUAUCCUACCAGGUACCCAUUUAACGCCUGGGUGGAGAGGAUUUGUUUUCAUGUCAAAAGAGGAUGUCUCUCCCUGCACUUUGCAUACUUUGCAAAGUUAGUCUAUAUAUGGGAUUCCAGAUAAAGUAACACCAACAAUACCAACUUCAAAUCAACCAAUGAUAUGCCAUUUUGAAUAAUUUUAUAAACUUGGCCGGUCUGGAGUCUGUUCAAUUUGUGUUACUGUUCUAUCACCCACAGAUCAUAUGUUAGUUUUUUACAUUACCAGUAGAUAGUCCAUUAACUGAUAGAAACUAAUUCUAAUUAAACAUGAUGAAAGAGACAAUUAUUUCCCUGAUUGUAGAUUCUUUAGGAUUUUCAGGAAUGGUAAAGCCUCGUAUUUACAAUCAUAUUAUAAUUUGUUGUAUCAUCCAUAUGUUUUCUCCUAUGCCUUCAAAAUUGCGGUAAUCUUGACAUGGGAAAUAAGAAUGUGACAAAUGUGUGUCACAGAUAUCUCACAGUUAUACAUGUAUUCCUGGAAAUGUAAUUAAUAAAAUUUGUGUCAGAAGUGA
Molecule: messenger RNA, 3455 nt
Organism: Lytechinus pictus (painted urchin)
Lineage: Eukaryota; Metazoa; Echinodermata; Echinoidea; Temnopleuroida; Toxopneustidae
Product: proteasome subunit beta type-7-like
Exons: 6
Coding region: 30-782 (250 amino acids)
Cellular component (GO): proteasome core complex
Molecular function (GO): threonine-type endopeptidase activity
Source: RefSeq, a predicted model, not a curated record